Fusarium pseudograminearum CS3096 is the source of this 1101-nucleotide messenger RNA. RefSeq lists its product as uncharacterized. The record is from RefSeq and is a predicted model, not a curated record. Lineage: Eukaryota; Fungi; Ascomycota; Sordariomycetes; Hypocreales; Nectriaceae. The coding region runs from base 1 to 1101 and encodes 366 amino acids. The transcript is spliced from 7 exons.
AUGUCUUCUAAUAGUGAUCCCGAAGCUCCGGUCCGAAACGAUGAGCAAACGCCGCUGCUCAUAGACCACCAUGCCGAAACCGAACAAGCCGGUCAUACCCAGUCCGAGAUAGUGCCAGCGCCUACGCCCGAGAAAAGACCAAAGAGCUGGUAUGCUUGGAGAAUUUUCUGGGUUAUUCUAGUCAUAGUAAUCUUGGCUGUCUUUAUCAAGGGAUGGAUUGAUUCAGAUGAGACCGAGUUCGACCUCAAGAAAGCCCUCAAGCGGGCACUUGGUGGAGGACUGAGUGGUGCUGCGGCCAUGGUGUUGCAGGUUUUACUACUAAUGCCUUUGCGAACAAUUAUGAACUAUCAGUACCGCCACGGAACAUCCUUUACUCUAGCAACGAAGACUCUAUACACUGAGGGAGGUAUUCGAAGAUACUACCAAGGCAUUGCACCUGCACUGUUUCAAGGUCCCAUCUCACGAUUCGGAGAUACGGCAGCCAACGCCGGAAUCCUUGCCCUUCUGCAAUCAAACCCGUAUCUCAAGGACCUUCCCUCGCCCAUCAAGACCAUAUUCGCGUCUCUUUGUGCCGCAGCGUUCCGUAUGAUUCUCACUCCUAUCGACACUCUUAAGACAACCCUUCAAGCCCAAGGAGCAAGAGGUACAUCCCUUCUACGACGGCGCAUCAAGGCCAACGGGAUCGGUAGUCUAUGGUGGGGAGCCUUUGCUACCGCUGCUGCCACCUUUGUCGGGCAUUACCCAUGGUUCGCCACGUACAACUAUUUAUCCGAGACUAUAACAGAACCACCUAGACACCCUCUUGUCUGGUGGUUACUCCGACUCGCAUUUAUUGGCUUUUGCGCUUCCAUCGUGUCCGACUCCAUCUCAAACUCACUGAGGGUCGUCAAGACAUACCGCCAAGUCAACGACAUCAAGAUCUCAUACUCCGAAGCCGCGCGUGCUGUUGUUGUCCAAGAUGGUGUCUUUGGUCUUCUAGGUCGUGGACUGAAAACCCGCAUCUUGGCCAAUGGUCUGCAGGGAAUUCUAUUUUCUAUCCUUUGGAAACUAUUCCUGGACUUCAAUUGCGAUACCCUGGAGAACAGUGAGGACUGUAUUUAA